Messenger RNA from Gymnogyps californianus (California condor), 1282 nucleotides. RefSeq names its product transmembrane protein with EGF like and two follistatin like domains 1 (gene TMEFF1). Gene Ontology annotation, molecular function: protein binding. The transcript has 10 exons. NCBI's taxonomy places the organism in Eukaryota, Metazoa, Chordata, Aves, Accipitriformes, Cathartidae. The coding region runs from base 1 to 1203 and encodes 400 amino acids. The record is from RefSeq and is a predicted model, not a curated record.
AUGCUGCGGGCCUGCCGCCGCCGCCGCCGCCAUCCCGCUGCCGCCGGCGCUGCUCCUCGGCCGCCUCUCGCCAUGCUGGGAGAGAGCCCGGCCGCCGCCCGGCCGCUCCUGCGAGCGGGACCCCCCCUGGCGCUGUGCUACAGCUCGGCCCUCCUGGUGCUCGCCCUCUCUGCGCUGCCCGCCGGCCGCGCCUCCCACCCCCUGCCCGGCUCCGAGUGCCAGGGCGGCGGCAAGGGGAAAGGCAUCAACUGCUCAGAGUUAAAUGUAAGGGAAUCUGACGUAAGAGUGUGUGAUGAAUCGUCUUGUAAAUACGGAGGAGUGUGCAAGGAAGAAGGCGACGGCUUGAAAUGUGCGUGUCAGUUCCAGUGUCACACAAACUAUAUUCCUGUUUGUGGAUCAAAUGGAGACACUUACCAAAAUGAAUGCUUCCUCAGGAGAGCUGCUUGCAAGCAUCAGAAAGAGAUAACAGUGGUAUCAAGAGGACCUUGUUAUUCUGAUAAUGGCUCUGGGUCAGGAGAAGGAGAGUAUGAAGGAUCUGGGACAGAAGUUCAGAGAAAACACUCAAAAUGUGGAGUUUGCAAAUAUAGGGCUGAGUGUGAUGAAGAUGCAGAAAAUGUUGGGUGUGUAUGUAAUAUAGACUGCAGUGGAUACAGUUUUAAUCCUGUAUGUGCUUCUGAUGGAAGUUCCUAUAACAAUCCGUGCUUUGUUAGAGAAGCAUCAUGUCUGAGACAAGAGCAGAUCGACAUCAGGCAUCUUGGACAUUGCUCAGAAACAGAUGACGCAAAUGUAGUUGGAAAGAAAGACGAUGGCAUGCAGUAUCGGCCAGAGGUGAAAGAUGCCAGUGAUCAAAGAGAAGACAUUUACAUUGGAAACCACAUACCUUGUUCAGAAAGCUUCAACGGCUACUGUAUACAUGGAAAAUGUGAAUUCAUUUAUUCCACUCAGAAGGCUUCCUGCCGGUGUGAAUCAGGAUAUACUGGACAGCACUGUGAAAAGACAGACUUUAGUAUUCUUUAUGUUGUCCCCAGUAGACAAAAGCUUACGCAUGUCCUUAUUGCAGCAAUAAUUGGAGCUGUACAGAUUGCCAUUAUAGUUGCAAUUGUCAUGUGCAUAACAAGAAAAUGCCCCAAAAACAAUAGAGGACGUCGGCAGAAGCAAAACCUAGGCCAUUUUACUUCAGAUACAUCAUCCAGAAUGGUUUAACUUAGUGAUUUUUAUACCUACAUUGACCAUGUGAUGUACAUUUUUAUUAUAUCUUUUUUUAAAGAAUGGAAAUAUUUAU